Molecule: messenger RNA, 1707 nt
Organism: Coffea eugenioides
Lineage: Eukaryota; Viridiplantae; Streptophyta; Magnoliopsida; Gentianales; Rubiaceae
Product: (-)-alpha-terpineol synthase-like
Exons: 7
Coding region: 40-1707 (555 amino acids)
Biological process (GO): diterpenoid biosynthetic process
Molecular function (GO): terpene synthase activity; magnesium ion binding
Source: RefSeq, a predicted model, not a curated record
ACAGCUGAAGCCUCUAGUAGCCAAAUUUCAUCUGCUAAAAUGACUGCUCAUGGCACUAUCAAGCUUGGUGAUCAGUCACCUCUAAAACAAUCAGAAAAGGACCACCCUGUCAGUUGGGAUUUCAAGCUUGUGCAGUCACUAAGAAAUGAAUAUGCAGAUGAAAGGUACAUAAGUCGGUCUGCAAUGCUGAAGGAGAACGUGAAGAUGAUGCUGGAUCAAGAAAUGAAGGUGGUAAAUCAGUUGGAGUUAAUUGAUAACUUGCAAAGGCUUGGCUUAUCUUACCAUUUUGAGGACAAAAUCCGCUCAAUUUUAAGUGGAAUUUACAACACGAUUAAAAUGCGGAACCCAGAGGGAUUAUAUGCAACAGCUCUUGAGUUCAGACUCCUUAGACAACAUGGUUUUUAUGUCCCUCAAGAGAUCUUUGAGUCUUUCAAGGAUGAAAACGGAGAUUUCAAACAUAGUCUUUGUGAGGAUUUGAAGGGAUUGUUGUACUUGCACGAAGCUUCAUACCUCGAAAAAGAAAAUGAAAGCAAUUUGGAAAUGGCUAGAGAAUUCACAGCAAAGCAUCUUAAGAAGAUCUUAAAGGAGAAGAGAAUUGAUCAAGAACUCGAAGCAUUAGUUCAACAUGCUUUGGAGCUUCCACUCCAUUGGAGAAUGAUGCGUUUGGAGGCAAGGUGGUUCAUAGACAUAUAUGAGGCAAGAUCAGACAGAAAUCCUAUUUUGCUUGAGCUUGCAAAAUUAGAUUUUAACAUUGUCCAAGCAAUACAUCAGAAUGAUCUCGAAUGUACACUAAGAUGGUGGAGCAGUACAGGCCUAGCAGAAAAACUAUCAUUUGCUAGGGACAUAAUGGUGGAAAAUUUCUUUUGGACCGUAGGAACUAUUUCUGACCCUCAACAUGGAAAUGCAAGAAGACUAUUGACAAAGGUCGCUGCUUUGGUAACUGCUAUAGAUGAUGUAUACGAUCAAUAUGGUACUGAGGAUGAACUGGAACUCUUCACUAGUGUUGUUGAAAGAUGGGAUGUCAACUCAAUCGAUCAACUUCCAGACUACAUGAAAAUAUGUUUUCUUGCACUCUUCAACUUUGUUAAUGAAAUGGCUUAUGAUGCUCUAAAAGAAGAAGGAGUCAACAUUAUCCCCUACCUAAGAAAAGCAUGGGCAGAUUUGUGCAAAGCAUACUUGCAAGAGGCAAAAUGGUUUUUCAGUGGACAUAUACCAACGCUACAGCAAUACCUUAAUAAUGCCUGGACUUCAAUUUCAGCUCCUCUGGUGGUAGUGCAUGCUUAUUUUUGUGUUGAUUAUCCGAUUAACAAGGACCACGUGGAAUACUUAGAGAAAUGUCACAAGAUUAUUCGUUGUUCAUCGAUGAUUAUACGGCUAGCAAAUGAUUUAGGAACUUCUCCAGAAUCGGAGGUGCUGAAAAGUGCUGAUGUACCAAAAUCGAUACAAUGCUAUGUGAAGGAGACAGGUGCAUGUGAAGAAAAGGCACGUGAAUACCUGAGGUUUCUGAUUAUUGAGGCAUGGAAGCAAAUGAACGAAGCUCAAACUGUAGAUUCUCCAUUUUCUUCGACAUUUAAAGGAUUUGCAGUGAAUGUUGCCAGGAUGGGACAAUGCAUGUACCAGCAUGGAGAUGGCCAUGCCCAUCAAAAUUCUGAGCCUAGGGAUCGUAUUUUGUCACUGCUCUUUGAGCCCAUAUCUUCUUUUGCUUAG